Pleuronectes platessa (European plaice) is the source of this 3696-nucleotide messenger RNA. It is a transcript of the gene tbx6, whose product is annotated as T-box transcription factor 6. The transcript is spliced from 9 exons. The record is from RefSeq and is a predicted model, not a curated record. Gene Ontology annotation, cellular component: nucleus. Gene Ontology annotation, biological process: regulation of transcription by RNA polymerase II; heart looping; positive regulation of DNA-templated transcription. Gene Ontology annotation, molecular function: DNA-binding transcription factor activity, RNA polymerase II-specific; RNA polymerase II cis-regulatory region sequence-specific DNA binding. NCBI's taxonomy places the organism in Eukaryota, Metazoa, Chordata, Actinopteri, Pleuronectiformes, Pleuronectidae. Bases 1287 to 3623 code for a protein of 778 amino acids.
AGCCCACACUGACCUGAUGGCUUAAAGAAACAACACGUAACAAUCCUCAUUAUGGCCUGUUACAGAGUCUGGUGGCUGCAGCGCCUGCGACACACCUGUUAGUUCGUAAAAACAUUAAGAGACGUCACACCCGCCCCACUGCAGCCAUCAGGAGGCCAAAUUGCAAGGUGUCUUCCUCCUCCGGCUUCAUUCAAGGCCCGGCUCCCUGCAGAGAAGAACUAACAGGCGGACUGCUGAGAGGAAGAGCCCUGUCAUCAAGUCAUCAAGCAGCCACAGGGGAGCUGCCAGUAAACCACUGGAUUUACGUGGAAGGACAAGAGCCGUUUGAAACACGAGCUGCAGCUGCAAGAAAUGUUACAAGUGUCAAUACCACAGUGUCAAAAUAAUCAGGUAGAUAGAUGGAUAGAUAGAUAGAUAGAUAGAUAGAUAGAUAGAUAGAUAGAUAGAUAGAUAGAUAGAUAGAUAGAUAGAUAGAUAGAUAGAUAGAUGGAUGGAUGGAUGGAUGGAUAGAUACAUGCUCAUCUGCAGAAUAUCUAUGAAAAACUGCCUUGUAUUAUUCUAUCCAUCCAUAGAGUAUUUUUUAUAUAUAAUAUUAUAUUCAACAUAGGUAAAUGUGUGUGUGUUAACAUGUGUAUACAGGUUGGUUUAUGUGUAAAGAAAUGAAGUGAGACGCAUGUGUCUUUUCAUUGUUGUCCUUAUAAAGCCUUUUGUUAUCUCUGCUUCUGAUAAGUGCUAAAUAAACAUACAGAACUAUAACUUAUCAUUAUUAAAAACUACUUAAAUAACUAGUGAGUGAAAGGGAAUAUAUUUGCCCUGCAAUGCAGUGAAAUAGAAAAUACUUAAGUACAUUAAACUAAAACAGUUUUUGAGUAAAGCUACUCAUUCCACCUCUAAUGACAUGAAACAACAAAUCACAACAACGAUUCUUUCAGAAACUAAAGUAACACUUUGCCCAGUGUUGUUUGUUUUAGUGGAGUGGGGACAUAAGGGAAGAUGGAGAGACACAUGAAAAUGGAGCCAUUUGGCCUCAUGUGUGAAGCCCCACACACCUAUUUAACAGAGCAACAGACACCACCGAGGGCAUUUGGAGCAAAGGACGGCAGAGAGACAGGAACAGACACAGAGCCAAGACAGCAGUGGCUAUUUUCAAGAAGAGGUCUCCAGGACAGCAGAGGACUGAUACCGCUUCAGGCAGCUGAGGUCAAUCUGAAAGAAGACACAACUGAAAUGUCAGUUUGGAGCUGGUGAAGAGGACGAGUUCUAAGUGACAGACGCAGACCAGGAGGAUGCUGAGCGUGGAGAUGUACCCCGGGUUGACUCUGGGACCUCAGAGGAUCGGAGACUGCUUCUACAGAGACCGGGAAGCUCCAGCCCACAUGUCGCUGUUUCCUCCCGCCUGUGACAUGGUCACCAAAGCCCUGCCCCCGAGGCUGCUGGCCCCUCCCUCUGUGAGCGAGCCUGCGACCAAAACCCCAAAAGACGACGUGAGGAUGGAGCUGGAGAACUCGUCUCUAUGGAAGCAGUUCAGCUCCGUGGGCACAGAGAUGAUCAUCACAAAGAAGGGCCGACGGAUGUUUCCCGGCUUGAGGAUGAAGCUGUCGGGCCUGAAUCCAUCCCUACGUUACAUCCUCCUCCUGGACAUCGUCCCACUGGACAACUCCCGCUACCGCUUCCAAGGUGGCGGCUGGCAGGCUAUCGGGGGGGCAGAGGCCAGGCUACCAGACCGGGUGUUCAUUCAUCCGGACUCCCCCGCCACGGGCGCUCACUGGCAGGGCCGCACCAUCUCCUUUCACUACUGCAAGCUCACCAACAACACACUGGACUCACAGGGACAUAUCAUCCUCCACUCGCUGCAUCGCUACCAGCCCAGAGUUCAUGUGAUCGAAGCCAGAGACGUGCUGAGGUGGGGGGGAGGGCAGCACUCCUUCGUUUUCCCCGAGACCCAGUUUCUCACGGUCACAGCCUACCAGAACAACAAGAUCACAGAGCUGAAGAUCAGAGCCAACCCCUUCGCAAAGGGCUUCAGAGAGGACGGCAUGAACAGCAAAAGACAAAGAGAUGCAAGACAGAAGCGCAAAAUAUCCGACUUGACGGAACCUUUGGAUAUCGUCAACUGUGAUCCAUGCAACUCUGACGAGCUUUUGCCGCUGCCCACUUCCUCCACCACCGCUGCAGACCUGCAGGCCCUGGCUCUGGCCUCUCUGCCCCAGCUGACUGACCCCUCCUGUGGGUACAGACCACAGGAGGCGUCCUAUCAGGACACGCUGGUCCCAGAGCAGCCGCUGGACCUCGGCCAGGCGUUUAUGGCCUCCCAGAUGUCUGACAUCGGCAUCUCCAUGGCCAAUGGGAUGCAGGACGCACCGGGGAGGGAUGUGACGAAUAGUAUAAAUGAAAGAUCAGACACUAUGGGUGAACCAGCUUACACCUCCAACUUCGCUCCUGCUCAGGCCAACUCCUCCUCGUUCCCUUCAGCUCCUCUUUCUCACUCCUCCUCCUUCUCCUCCCUCCCCAUCCCCGACCCCUUGGCCUCAUCUGCUCCUCAGCCCUCCAUCCCGCCGUUCGACUAUCCCUCAAUUCUCUCCUCCUCACCCACACUCCACUCCUCCUCCUCCUCCUCCUCCCCCGUCUCCACCACUCCCUCCCUGCAGCAGACCACUUUCACCUUCCCCACUCCACCUCCUUCCAACUCCUCCUCCCCACAGCCCCUCCUCACCUCGUCCUCUCCCUCCGCCAACACCUACCACACCAUCCCAGAGACGAUCGGCCCCCACACACCCACAGACGCCUCCUUCCCCGCCCCAUCUUCUGUGUGUCAGUCUGGCCUGCAGCACCAAAUAUCAACCCAUCCUGUGCUCACCCAGACCAGUCAACCACUGCAGGGUGAAGGUAUCCCCAGUGGAAACAAUUCACCCAGCGAUCAAAGCCCAGCAGCAUUUAUUUAUCCCAAUAUCCUGCCUACAAAUCUUGAUCCAGUUCCAAUUGCUGCUCAGCCUCUCUUCAACUACAACCAACCCCCGGCUCCCACUCUGCCUUGCCCCCUACCCUCCCACGGCGGAGCCACAUCUUUUGCCUUCCCCUCCGUCCCCCAUCACAUGCAAAACCUCUCAUUUUCAAAUGUGUCACCCAGCCAGGCCCACCCCGGCCUGCACCUCCAAAAUCUGAGCUACCAAGCCCCAGCCCCCUGCCUCGCUGCAGCCUUCCCUCCCUCCUCCUUCUCGUAUCCACCAUCCUCCCUCCCUCCUUACCAACCUUCCUCUUCCUUCCAGCAGUCCGCUCCACCUACCUAUCCUCAAAACUUUCCCAAUGCUCAUGCGUCCGCCUGCACAUCCUCGUACCCUUCGGUUGACAUAGGCUCGAUGGCUCAGUUCAACCCCUCUGCCCAGUAUCGCCCAGAGAUGGUACUGCACCACCCGUCUCUUCUCCCUCAGCUGGAUCCAUCUCUUCCCUCCUCCACUCCUCCUCCUGCGCUCUACCCACCCUUUCCGUCCUACCCCAUGCGGCUGUAUCAGGACCCUCACUCAUCCCUCUCCAUCCCUCUCAGGCAUCUGUACAGACAACACCAGCAUGGCCAUGCCCACCCCCAGGGGUCCUACCUGGACAUGGGUGCAAGACCGGUGUUUUGAAACGCAGCAAUGUUUAUGUUGACAAAAUGUUUCGGCCUUAUAGCGCUUUUAGGGGUUUUAGCAAUGUGUAGCA